Molecule: messenger RNA, 4465 nt
Organism: Candoia aspera
Lineage: Eukaryota; Metazoa; Chordata; Lepidosauria; Squamata; Candoiidae
Gene: RECQL4
Product: RecQ like helicase 4
Exons: 24
Coding region: 40-4368 (1442 amino acids)
Biological process (GO): DNA replication; double-strand break repair via homologous recombination; telomere maintenance
Cellular component (GO): nucleus; cytoplasm; chromosome
Molecular function (GO): ATP binding; zinc ion binding; four-way junction helicase activity
Source: RefSeq, a predicted model, not a curated record
CCUUUUCAUACAGUUUUUGUGAAAUUACCAAAUGGAGCUAUGGACCCUCUUAACAAAAUUAAGGUCCUACUGAAGAAAUGGGAGACUUCUUUUUUUCUGGAGCACCAGAGGAGGCCCAGCAAGGCAGAUGUUCUGGAUGCUCCUGAAAAAAUAAAAAAACUAUACAGAGAGUACAAGGCUCUAAAGGAAUCCAAGGGGCAUGAUGGUCCACCUGGGUCUGUCGUGAUCUGCCAGCAAGAGAAUCAGAAACGGCCAGCACCAGAAAAGAUACCUGAUUUUGAUUCCUGGGGAACUCACCUGAAUCGAGGCCAGAAGAUUCCUAAAUUGGCCCACCAAGAUCCAGAGGCACUGCAGGCUUCUGCACAGCAUUUUGGGAUGAAGCUGAAAUGCAACUUAGGUGCAAGAAUUAAGGAAUGUCCUAUGACUUUAAGGAGAUCCCUCACUCCCAAAAGGAAACCAGUUAAAUUAGCGCGGAAGGAUGGACCUCAAAUUGUGAACAUGGUGCCUUUCCCAUCACCAGAAGUCCAUUUGUUAAAAACUACCCCCAAUAGUUUGCCUGGCUCUAAUGCCAAGGAACUUGCAGCUCUUCUUCCUUCUUCAUUUCCAGACCUGACUGAUACUCAGUUGCUCUCUCCUGAUCCAAAACCAAGACUGUCAUCACCGGAUUGGUUUCAGUGGCAAAAGCAGGCUAUAACAAAACAAUUGAGCAGUUUGGAUGCUGGAUGGCUGGACAGGUGUCAAGGGACAAAACUGGAGACUAGGGAGGAACUAAUCAGAGACUACAGUUCGGUCCCAGUUAAUGGGGCACAGCCAUACCAGGAAUUGCCAGAAUGCAUUUCCUUCGAAACAUUGACUCCAUUUUUCCAAACUGAGAAAAGAAAAUGGGAGAAAGAUUGCAACCCUCCCCAGGAAAAUUGUCAGAAGGACGUGUUAGAGAGGCAGCCCCUGGUCCAAAGUCCUGAAGACCUCAGGACAUUGAGCAUUCAGGAUAAUCAGACUGCAGGAAAGGCAUCAGACAACAAAGGGAUAAGUGUAGCAUUCAGUGAAACCAGUGCUGAAUUUUCCACCAUCAAGCAGAUUCAAAACCAGGACACUUGCAGAAAAGAUGGCAGCCAGAAAAUGGAGGAGUGUCUUCUGCAAGGAGCUUCAUCCAGGCUGAGAGGUGCUUUGUGUGAUGUGGGGCAUGGGCAACUUCCCCCUGCCAAGAAAGGGAAAGUGUCUGGCAAAAAGAGGCAUCUGGAUACUGCAGGUGAUGAUGAUGUUGCUCUGGGCAUUUCCAAACAUCAUGGUGUUUGUACAAAGCGCCAAAGGACUAAAGAGCUAGUUGAGGACAGCCGUGUCAAAAAAUGGCACCGUUUCAGUCAAAAGCCAGGAAUGGAUGAAUAUGACUUUGAUCAGGACACUGUCGAAGUGGAAGAAGAAAAGAAAAUGGUGGUUCCGUUUCCUUCUGAAAAUGUACUUGGAGACCUCAAUGAGGAAGAGUGUCCUAAGUGGAGUGGGAAGUCCAGCAUUCCAAGCUGCAGGAUGCCACCGAAGAAGUGUGGCAAUUUUGUCCGUCUCAAUAUGAAGACAAAGUCCCAUGUAAAGAGUUCCACCUUGAAAGGAAAACAGCUUCGCAAGCAGGUGUGGAGGCAGAAGUGGCAGAAAAAGGGGCAGCAGUUUGGUGGAGGCGGCAGACCUGUGGACCAAAGUUCCGAUACGUGCUUCAAAUGCGGGGGACGUGGUCAUUGGUCUUCGCAGUGCAAAGGUGAAGGUCGUCUCUCUGCCGCUGGCACCCUGCUGGAGGAAGACCGCUGUGCUGCUGGGGAGGAAGUACCUCUGUUAACCCUGGAGGAAGUGGCUCAAAUGACCAACACAACCUACACAAUAAUUUCAGCAAAAAGUGAGAGCAGCCAAGAAACCCCGAAGCAGGGUGCUCAGGAAGAAGGUCGCCUGCAAGUAGGAAGGCCUGCAUAUGAAGCGUUCGCUCCCCCUGCACCAAUGGAGCCUUUCUACGAACUGGGGCCGGAUAAGGAGGUGAGAGAUACGCCUCCCGAAGUGUUCCAAGCGCUGGCUGAGCUGGGUUAUACUUCCUUCCGCCCAGGACAGGAAACAGCAGUGAUGAGGAUACUCUCAGGGCUCUCCACCUUGGUGGUCUUGUCAACAGGGAUGGGAAAGUCCCUCUGCUACCAGCUCCCUGCAUAUCUGUACAGCAAGCGGUCCCCGUGUAUCACGUUGGUGAUCUCUCCCUUGGUGUCACUGAUGGAUGACCAAGUCUCUGGCCUUCCUCGGUGCUUGAAGGCGGUCUGCAUCCACUCCAACAUGACGAAGGCUCAGCGGGAGGCUGCGAUGGAGCGGGUAAAGGCCGGGAAAGUCCAGGUGCUCCUGCUCUCCCCCGAGGCCCUGGUUGGGGGGGGCCUCUCAAGGGCCAGCUGCCUCCCUGCUGCAGAUCAGCUCCCCGCUGUGGCUUUCGCCUGCAUCGAUGAAGUGCACUGCCUGUCCGAGUGGUCUCACAACUUCCGCCCUUGCUACCUCCGGCUCUGCAAGGUUCUGCGGCAACGCUUGGGCGUGCGGUGUUUGUUGGGCCUGACAGCAACUGCCACCGUUUCAACGGCACAAGAUGUGGCCCAUCACCUGGGCAUCCCAGAGGGCGAGGGGCUGGCUGUGCGCUCUGUGGCAGUUCCUCCUGACUUGUGCCUGUCUGUCUCUGCGGACAGAGACAAGGAUCAGGCUCUCGUAAGUUUGCUGCGAGGGGAGAGAUUUGGGAGCCUAGACUCGAUCAUUGUGUAUUGCACGCGCCGGGAAGAGACGACACGGAUUGCGGCGUUCAUCCGCACGUGUUUCCAGGGGGUGAAGCUAAGAACCCCACCCAGGGAAGAAGAAGAGGACCAUCUCCCUGGAAAAAGGAAGAAAGCCAAAGCUAAAAAAAGCAUCCGCCGCCCUCUGAGAUGGAUUGCCGAUGCCUACCAUGCCGGCCUGUCUGCCACCGAACGCCGCCGCGUGCAGAACAGCUUCAUGUCUGGACAGCUCCGAGUGGUGGUGGCCACGGUGGCCUUUGGUAUGGGUUUGGACAAGUCAGAUGUGCGCGGGAUUGUGCAUUAUAACAUGCCCAAGAACUUUGAGAGCUACGUGCAGGAGAUUGGGCGGGCAGGACGGGACGGCAAACCAGCCCAGUGUCAUCUCUUCCUGAACCCAGAGGGUGAGGAUUUGCAUGAAUUGAGGCGGCAUAUUUACGCAGACACAGUUGACUUCUUCACCAUUAAAAGGCUUGUGCAGAUGGUUUUCUCACGCUGCAAAUGCCGAGAGCUUCAUCAGAAGCAGCAGGAACUCAACAAGGGCUGCGAAGUGGCGGAUGCCGAGAUGCCAGCUGCCCUAGGAGGAAGCUCAGAAAAGCCACCUGAGCCAGAAAAUGGACAGUCACGGAUAUGUUACAGGCAUGAGAGGGCCAUCCCUAUUCAGCAGGCUGUGGAAGCGCUGGACAUCCGAGAAGAAGAUGGCGUUUGUCACCAUUCAGGCGCAGAGACCCUUCUGUGUUACCUGGAAUUGCACCCCUGUCGCUGGGUAGAGCUGCUGCAUUCUACCUUCUCCUCUUGCCGGGUUUCGUGCUACAGAGGUCCUCAGCAGCUGCGGACGGUUUCUCGAAGGUGCCCCCCGCUUGCAGUUUGCUUGGCCCAGCAGCGCCUGAAAGGGAUCUGCGCCACCCAGGCCAGCUCUGUGGAGUUCGAUGUCGUUGAGCUGGCUGAUUCCAUGGGCUGGGAGGUCCUGCCUGUGAAACGCGCUCUGCGGCAGCUGCAGUGGGACACCCAGUGGCAGAACGGUUCCCAAGGGUCUAGGAAGAGCGAGAUCCUGGUGGAGUUCGGGGACCUCUCCUUCCGCCUGCGCUGCUACGGGGAUCUCUCUGACGAUGAGCUGGAUGCUGUGUGUGACUUCCUGCACCGGCGAGUGAUGGAUCGUGAGAAGGCAGCCCUCCGCCAGCUCCACGUGUGCCUCCAGGCUUUUCAGAGCGUGGCUUUCCCUACAUCUGCCUUGUGUUGUGACCAUGCAAAUGAGGAGAGAAGUACCCAGCUGAAGUCCCUGCUGAUGGCUUAUUUUGAGAAGCAGACAGCGCUGGAUGAAACAUUCCUGGGCGGAGAGCAUGAGGCUGACCGUCUCCAGGAUUUUCAGGAAUGGGAACAGCAAAUCCGAGCUGACGUACGCCACUUCCUCUCCAUCCGCCAAGAUGAAACGUUCUCUGGCAGGGCUGUGGCCAGGAUUUUCCAUGGCAUCGGGAGUCCCUGCUACCCAGCUCAGAUUUAUGGCAGAGACCGUCGUUUCUGGAGGAAGUACCUUCACUUUGACUUCCAUAAGAUGAUGCGCUUGGCUACAGAGGAGAUCAUCCGUUGGAAAUGAAUUGAGCUGGGCGGAAUCUGGAGAGAUGAAGCCCCACCGCAGAGCUGCUUGUUCCUCAAGGCUGAGUGCAGGUUGCUGUGGCUGUGAAGAGGCGGCG